Messenger RNA from Dendrobium catenatum, 777 nucleotides. RefSeq names its product cysteine-rich repeat secretory protein 55-like. Lineage: Eukaryota; Viridiplantae; Streptophyta; Magnoliopsida; Asparagales; Orchidaceae. The record is from RefSeq and is a predicted model, not a curated record. The transcript has a single exon. The coding region runs from base 1 to 777 and encodes 258 amino acids.
AUGGAGUUCUCAUGCAAGCUCUUCAUAUUUGUUCUCCUCCUCCCAAUAAUUGCAAGAUGCAGCGCCGAUUCCAUCUUUCAGGAAUGCAGCAAGAAUAUUACCGUUGGCACCAACAACUUGCUGCAAGACAACAUCAACCAUGCUUUUUUCGGCCUCAUAGCAGCGACCACUUACUACGGCUUCGCCACCUCAUCCUAUGGCAUAGGCCAGGACACUAUCUACGGUCUCACUCGAUGUCGAGGGGAUAUUAGCCGCUUAGCAUGCUCCGCUUGCAUAUUAGAAGCGACAAAUAAGAUCCGAACAAUAUGUCCUUUUUCAGCUGAAGCACGAAUUUGGUAUGAAUAUUGCUUUAUUCACUACGAUUCCAAUAACUUCCUCGGACAAUCUGAUACGAGCUAUACCAACAGAUGGUAUUCAUCGCGUGUAACAACGGAUCCUACAAACUUCAAUCAAGUAGUGGAGGGGCUAAUGGGAGAGGUGAAAGUGGCGGCUGCAACAAGGGAUGACAAAUUUGGACGAGGUGAGAGAAAUAUUUUGAAGAGCAACAUGACUAUCUAUGGAAUGGCACAAUGCACACGUGACCUUCAAGAAUCAGCAUGCAACCAAUGCUUAGAGAAGGCAUCAGAGACUAUAUUUGGGCCCUGCAAAAGCCGGUUAGGUUGCUAUGUGAUCAAUACCAGUUGUGUGCUGAGAUACGAGAUUAAUAAUUUCCUCCUUGGCCAUACAACCCCAAGUCCCGCCCCAAGUCCCGUUGCAUAUGCACCUACUUCUCCUUAA